Messenger RNA from Grosmannia clavigera kw1407, 3387 nucleotides. RefSeq names its product GPI-anchored cell surface protein. The transcript is spliced from 4 exons. Lineage: Eukaryota; Fungi; Ascomycota; Sordariomycetes; Ophiostomatales; Ophiostomataceae. The record is from RefSeq and is a predicted model, not a curated record. The coding region runs from base 1 to 3387 and encodes 1128 amino acids.
AUGUCGUUAAAUGGAUUGGACGCCCCGGCUGUUAAGGAAGCUCAUGAGGCUGCGGCCUCGGAGCCCGGAGGAUGGUUUCUCUUAAAAUAUGCAAGUCGUGACGAGGUCGACAUCCUCGGCCAAGGAACCGGAGGCAUCGUGGAGAUCAGAGAUGCCAUCUCCCAGUACGAAGAGCCAUCUCCGCUCUAUGGAUUCCUCAAAUACAGGAGGAGAAACGUGCUUAUCAAAUACCUACCUGAGAGCUGCUCCAGGCUGAUCCAAGCACGGUCCGUGGUUCACUUCAAUGCGGUGUCCGAGAAGCUCGUACCAUACAACACCACAUUUGAUAUCUCGACUGCGAAGGAACUCAAGGAUACGAAACUCUCUGCUGCCUGCUCUUUACAUACGGCCUCAAGCUCUACCUCGUCUUCGACAAGCUCGCUGAGGAGGCGGCGCCUGAUCGAGAUUGCCGAGGAAGAAGAAGAGGAGCAGCAAGCUGCAAAGAGACAGUCUAUCUUGAAAGAGGAAGACCAUCCGACCCCACCUUCGCCCGUCGUGCUGAACUCGGAGCUUGCCUCCUCGCCCGAAGCCUCCAAAUUUUCUAGUACGACAGAACCACCACCCUUUCUCGGCGUCGAUCAGCCCCCCUCUCCCAGCAGAUCUGACGAUGCUGGGCACCUUUCGGCACAGCUGUCUCAGCUGUCCAAUGCCGAACUGCUCAGUUACGCGUAUCCGUACGGCAAACCGAAAGUAAAGAUUGGCCCACGGCCCUCGGUGGACACGAGCGGGCGGCCACGGACGUCUGGUAGUGCCGGAAAUUGCAGGCCUAUAUCGUCUAUUCCGGCAGGCUUUAAGCUCCUAUCCAAGGGAUCUAAGAAAGGCAGAGACAACGCAGUGGCGGAAUCGUCCAAUCCGCUGAGGGAAGAGACGCCAAGUGACUUGUCCGCAACAGCAGAUGACGGCGAUAUGCUCGGUGCUGCUGCUUAUUCAACGGGUCCAACAAACACUAGCGACCUGAAGCGGCCACAUACUAGCAGCGGCCGGCCCACAACGAGCUCCGGGCUCUCCACAAAGUCUACCGCUACAACUGUAACCGUGUCUGAAACGAAGCGGAACCCCAUAACCCCUGAAAUGGCCCGCUUGAAGAAGGCCUUGAAGCUGCGAGAGAUGAAAAUGCAUGGUCACCCGCCGCUGCCCAGUCCAUCUAUCGAUGCUCCGGCUAUGCACCUCGACUCUGGCAGCUCCCAACCGGUCGACGAGUCCGCUGACACCACCUCUGCUAUGAGUGGCGAGCAGAGCCUGGUUGAUCGCUUCCCUUUGCCCGACACCAACUCGGCGGAUUCUGCCAUUGACGUUGGUCUGUUUGCGGUAGACCAUGCGUCGGUCGAUACGCAGACAACGGAUUCACACCCAGCUUCGCCCCUGGAAAUGCCGUCAGAGGUCGGUGACUCGACAAAGGCGUCGUCGCUGUCCGAGUCCACUGACGAGACAGUUUGUACCAAGUCGACCGACCAGAAGCCAGACGCGUCUGUCGUCUCCGACGAGAUUCCACUCAUUGCAGAGCCGAACAUGAACGAGAGCACAUCAACAGGCGACCUCGAUAACAGUGGCGUCCCUUCGACUGACGCGAAACAGGCCAAACGAAAAGUAAUGGUGGACCCUAUUCGCACAGACUUGGGACAUGACUUGGGCAAAACAGCCACCCAAAAAGAAGCCGACCUGUUGGACGACGAAGAUUUCAUGGAAGAACUACAGUCGGCAACGGUGGAGGAGGCGAUGCCAGUCACAGUGUCCAAGUCUCCGGCGACGCCGGUUUUCCCCAACAUGGGCCCUCUCAAACCAAUGUCCAGGCCCGGAACAAGUGACACUGUGAACCACCUUGGCCGGGCGGCCUCCAAUCCGGUUCGAGCGUCUUACCUGGCGCCGGGCGACGGCACGACUGGCUCUGCGAGGUCGGCAUCGUUUGGGGCAGCGUUCAUGGACAAGAUUGCGCAGCAGACGGCGGCCAACAACAUGCCGAAAAAGGCGACCAACGUCGGCUCAAGCAUUUCGCAACGCAUAAAGGCCCUGGAGAAGCUGACGGAAAAUGGUCGUGCCGUUACGCCGGAAAGCUCGACGCGUCUCGAACGGCCUUCGUCGACCUUUUUUGCGGUGCGCAAGCCCAGCGUGCGCGAGUCUUCUAGGUCCCCGUCCGUUGCCGAGCACGCGUCUUCUCAGAAGGCGGACAAGGCGCUGUCGCCGCCCAGCUCGCAGGAGUCGUCGCCGGAAGUGCCCAGGCUGGCGGCUAGAGAGCGGUCGGGAUCAGUGGCCAGCCGGCUGUCCGUGUUUGAAGGAGGCAACGUGCCGAGGGGCAGACCGGAGUCCAUCCAGGUCAGAGCCCGGAUACUGCGGGAUCCUGGGCAGUCAUCGGCAAUGUCGCCCGAGGCUCGCGGCGACGGUUCGGACUUUAGUCUUUUGGAUCUCAAGCAGUCACCACUCGUGGUGGACCACCAGAAGGCGGAUGGCUUCCGUCCAUCGCACGACAAGAGGAAGAGCAUCCAGGAGCGUCGGCGAUCGAAAGAACGUCGGCGGUCCCAGUCGCAAGACCGGUCGGUGGCCAGUGACACGGACGAGGCCGAGGGCAGUCGUCGUCGUAGGAGAUCGUCGCUGUCGAUGAUGAAGGACUUUAUCAAGGAGCGCCGCGGAUCUGUUCGGGGUGGGCGGUCUCCGUCGACCGACAAUGCCCAUGGGCCGGCGGCUUCAGCGUCGCCAUCGCGACCUCCGUCGGUGCACACGACUGCGAGCCUGUCCCGACGACUGAGCAUUUCUAGCCGCCGCUCCUCGAUCAGCAAGGACCGGGAUGCCAAUACGCCCCUGACGGCCCCCCUCUCGCCUUCGCUCAUGUCAGAAACGGGAGACUCUGGGGACGAAGGCAGGCCGUCGAAGAGCCGGGCGGGCCGGUUUAUGAAGAGGCUGUCCAGCUCGUUCAGUUCGGGCCGGAAGGCGACAACCCCGACACUCUCGCCGACUGUUGCCGAAGAGGAGGAGGUUCUCAACGCGAUACCGGCGGCCGAUGAGAGCGCGGCGACCCAGCAGCCCAGCAUUGUGUCGUUGAUGGGAGACGUGAAUGUGCAGUUCCCCGACAAUCUUUUGUGGAAGCGGCGGACGAUGUCGCUGGACUCGCAGGGGUUCCUGAUCCUCUGUACGGUCAACGGAGUGCCGACGGGCGCCGUCAAGCGAUACCACCUGAGCGAAUUCCGGCUUCCGUACAUACCGGAAAUGGAGGUGCAGGAGCUCCCGAACAGCGUUUGUCUGGACUUUGUCGACGGGUCCGGCCUUCAGAUCGCAUGUGAAGAUCGGACUGGUCAGACCAGUGUCCUCCAAAUCCUCCAAGCAGCCCACCAGAGCCACACGCAGUUUGGCCAGUAG